Messenger RNA from Penicillium cataractarum, 1680 nucleotides. Its product is annotated as CocE/NonD family hydrolase. The record is from RefSeq and is a predicted model, not a curated record. The transcript has a single exon. Gene Ontology annotation, molecular function: dipeptidyl-peptidase activity. The coding region runs from base 1 to 1680 and encodes 559 amino acids. Lineage: Eukaryota; Fungi; Ascomycota; Eurotiomycetes; Eurotiales; Aspergillaceae.
AUGGCUAUCAAAAUCAUCCAAGUCUUGACAGCAGAGGAUAGUUCUCCUCUGGCUAAAGAGUUCCACAUACCAACCCGAGACGGUGUGACACUGGCUACAGACGUUUACCUGCCUCCCAAUUUAGAUGGCCCGAAGCUAUCAGCCAUCUUUGUUCGAACACCAUAUGACAAGUCUAGCGACUAUACAUCCCUCAAGCACGAAGCAAAAUACUAUAUGAGUCGCGGUUAUGCAUUCAUCAGCCAAGAUGUACGCGGCAAACAUCGUUCCACCGGGGAGACGCUACCCUACACUUAUGAUGUUAACGACGCGUACGAUACUGUCGAGUGGAUCACGCAACAACCGUGGUCGAACGGUCGCGUUGGAGUUACAGGUGUGUCAUACUAUGGCUUCACGGCUUGGGCUGCAGUAGCUAGUGGUCAUCCGGCCAUCAAAGCCGCUGUUCCCCAAGCGACAUCCGUCGAUAUGGGAGCAAGGCACGUUGCAUCUAGGUGGCAGCAGGAUGUCCCGUCUCUGUCGUCUGUCAACGAUCUUCUCCAAAUCUGGACGAAUAACAACGGUUACCUUGCCGCAAUCGACUGGGCGGCUGAUACUGCCCAGAAUGUCGUUGGAAAAGCUGGCGAUGUACUUGGAAAAAACAUCUCUGCCACUAAGAUGCUAGGUGAGAGAAUCUAUCAUCAGGGCUGGUUCAACCCUUACGGCGACCGCCAUCCAUAUCAUACGACUAAUAUACCGAUCCUGCACUGGCAAAACUGGUAUGACCCUGGCCUAGCUCCAGCGGGGAUGCGGGAUUGGAGACAUUUCAGGAGCUUGGCGAACCGCAAUCUCCAUUACCUACGAGCAAACUCUGCCGACCAUGCAGCGUUUUUGCUCGAAAAUGUGGGUGAUUCGAGUAAGAUCGCAUACAUGAAUGAGGACGCAAGAGAAAGGAGAAUUUCGGACGAAUGUGGCGAGGUGGCAGAUUUCUUUGAUGAGUUUGUCAACGAGAUCAGGCCUCAAGUGCCCCGAGUGAGGGCUCGCUGGCAUCUAGGUCAUGUCGGAUGGCAGAGCUCGACCGAGUAUCCGCCUCCAUGUCAUCCGGUGAAGUUUACUCUCUCGUCCACAAAGAGUGAUAUAGGCUACCAAAUGUUGAUGAAUGAGGAAAUAACCAACCUUGCAACGACGUUAUCCUGGGUGCACGACCCAAACAGCCCGGUGCCGACAUCCUUCGAUGUUGAGGCCCUCUGGUAUCUGCUUGCAGCAUAUCCGGAUGAACGAGAAAUGGCCAACCGUGACGAUGUCCUGACCUUCCGCACGGAGCCUUUCGCGGAGAAUUUUGAUUUUUGCGGACAGCCAACGCUUCAGCUGGAUCUUGACUUCUUGGGGCCCUCUACGCACCUAUUUGCGAAGCUACAGGACGUUUAUCCCGACGGAACGACCCAUCCGAUUUCGUUCGGUCGGGCAGUGAUCGAUAAAAGGAUGGGGCCCGAGGUACUUCUACUACUUGACGAUAACGCAUAUCGUGUGCAAAGGGGACAUCGGCUGCAGCUACAGAUACAAUCUAGUGACUUUCCCAUCUUCAUCGUCCAUCCCGGUACCGAGGAGAAUCCAUGGAUCGCUUCAAAGAAGGAGAAGAGCGAGCAUAGAAUACGCAUUGGUGGUGUGGGGGGAGCUUCCCUCAGUCUCCCGAGGAUCGAAGUGUGA